Molecule: messenger RNA, 3227 nt
Organism: Corvus hawaiiensis (hawaiian crow)
Lineage: Eukaryota; Metazoa; Chordata; Aves; Passeriformes; Corvidae
Product: collagen alpha-1(I) chain-like
Exons: 7
Coding region: 1-1737 (578 amino acids)
Source: RefSeq, a predicted model, not a curated record
AUGGCUCCCGAAGCUCGGAGACGGCGGCAGCGCGGAGCGCCGCACCACAGCCGUCUCACAGCCACAAGGUUACCGGGAGCCAACGCCACAAAGUUCAACACAACGAAAACCUCAACCCAGUCCCCAGAGCUUUUUUUCGGGUAUGACACAGCACUAGAAACUCGAGCUGUUCCUGGAGCACAGGAGAGAAACAAGAAGAAAGAAAAAGCCAGUCUUGACCACCGCCCCCAGACAGCACUCCCUCACAAAGAAGCCAGUUCAGCAGUCAGUUCUCCAGCGCACAGUGCAAUUAACAACCCCAGCACUACGGGCAGGCACCAGGCCUCCAGGCGAGGCCGGCCCCGGGGCAGGAGGAGAGGCGGGAGGCCGUCACCGAUCCCGAAGGGGCUCGGGGGCUGUCCCGGGAUGGGGAUGCCGGCGCUCCCCGCAGGGCCGCCGGGACGGGCCGGGAGCGGCUCCCCAGGGCGAGCCAGCGCCAGGCCCCGAGAGCACCGGGGGGCGGCACCACCCCCUGCCCGCGGCCGACGGGCUCCGAGCGGAGCUGGGGCGGGGACGGCCCCCCGCACCGCACGCCUCAAACACGGGCCCUGCCCACCCCGCCCCGCCGCUCGGAGUCACCCCCGGAGGCGGCGGCGGCGGCGGCGCGGCCGAGCUCGGCCCCACUUACCAGCCCAACUCGGAGAGCGCCGCCCGCGCCCGGUCGGCCAUGGCGCCUCCCCCGCCGCUCACCCGCAGCACUCGGGGCCGGCGGGAGCUGCGGGGAUCCCCGGCACUCGCUCGGAGGGAGAGGAGGGACGCGGGGCCCUCUCGUUCCCCCGCCCCGCGGGCCUCUCCGGGCGCUCGGGCCGGCCAGGGGGAGGGAAGGGGGGAGGGAGGGAGCAGAGGGAAGGAAGGAAGGGGCGGAGGCGGCGCAGGCAGAGACGAACAAAGCCCGCGACCGGCGGCUGCCUGGAAGCUGCCGCCGCCAUGGCUGGGAAGGGAAGGAGUGAGGGCAGCGCAGCGAGGGAGCGCCGGCCCUGCUCCUGGGGCUCGGGGCCUGCCGCCGUAAUAGCACGAUUUCAUUAUUGCUGUUGGAAGUGCCCAGUGCCCUCGGCUGCCAGUGACGAGCGAGGUGGGAGCACAGUCCUCCUGUCUACUCUGUGUUCCAGCAUUCAGAGAAACGGCCAGAAGGUGAAGGUGAACACGAGCAGUCCAGGAGUUAAGAAAAUGCUUAUCAAGGCCUUGGCGCUCAGGGUUUCUGCCUGCAGAGAAACAAGAACAGAUGGAUACUUCCUUAACACCUGCUGCUGUGGGAGUCUUCUGAAACACUUGCAAAGUCUGCAGCCCCUGGAGAGUCCAUGCAGAGUCAGGUUUACCCUGAAGGACUGCGGUCCAUGGGAGGGCACAGGCUGGAGCAGAGGAAAGGAGUCCCUGCUGGAUAAACAUUGCUGGGGCAUCCCACUUGCCAAGCAGAGCCAAGGCAGUCUUCUGUACCUUCCUGUUGCUUUCUACAGCUCAGGCUCUCUGCCAUUAUCUCCUUCAAUCAAGCAUGAUUACAUACGUGGCUUCAGCUGGCAUUCUGACAACUCAAGGCGUCAGAUAGUGACAAAUAUAAACAGUGCUCUUAAAUCUGGAAAUCAGUAUGUAAGAGGUAGCAUGGUUGAACUUUGGAACCAAUAUAAGCUGUAUCACUAUAAAACAAGGAAUACUACAAAUGGUAUUAGACAUUUCAACAACAUCUAUAUUAUGUACCUUUAAACCUCCCAAAAUAUAUUUAUGGUAUCAGGAAAUUAUUCUAAUGGAUCUGAUGCACAUGCAGUGUUCAGUGAAGUGGAUUGCCCCUGUAGAGGUUAUAAACACAUCUGAUCCAUAAAACUCAGCUUCCUCACUGACCUGUUUCGCCUAGUGACACCUAAUUAUUUGAGCUAGCAGAUUUAAAAUGUGCUUAACAGAUUUGUAAUUUUAUCCUGAGUGAAGAAUCAACUCAAUCAAACUUCUAUCCAAUUUUAGAAUGGCAUUAAAAAAAUUUGGCAACUGAAAAACUGCUAAGAUGUUUUUAUCAAAGCAGUUGGGAAUUAUACUUCUGAAAUUGCCUGCGGCUGUUUAUAAGGUUUUUUUUUUUUAAAAACAGUGCCUCUAUAUUGAUGACAGUGUCUCAUCUAUUGCUAUAAACCAAAGCAAAAAAUUUCAACAUAAUGAUAAAAAUGAAGUUAAAGUUGGUAGCUGAGCUUCUUCAAAAAGGUUCUGAUUUUGGGGUUAGAGUAGUCUCAUGUCUUUUUAUAUCAUGUUUAAUAAUUCAUUUUUGCCUCUGAGAGUCUUUUCUUUCUGAAACUUGGCAUGACAUAACAUACUAUUAAUCAGCAUUGUACACACUCAACUCUCAAUCUUUUCCAUUUCCCCAAGUGCCAUAAAAACUUAAGGAAGGCAAACGUCUCAAUUGAAAAGCCUAAAUUUAAUGUUUUGUCACAAUUCAGCUAUUAUGCAGGAAGCUGAAUGGCUUAUAAUUGUUAGGUCUUUAGCUGAUACAGGAUCACAGAUUUUAGAAAGCUGAUGGGUUAGCAAGGCCAGCUAUUUCAUUUAAGCCAAACAAGGAAGCAGUACAAUUUAUGAUUCUUUUACUAAUGGCAGAAAGCAAUGGAACCUUAGAAUAGCAUAGUUCAGUUGGAAGGGACCUAAGACAAACAUCUAGUCCAGGUGACUGACCAGUUCAGGACUGACCAAAAGUUAAAGCAUGCUAUUAAGGGCAUCAUCCAAAUGCCUCUUAAACACUGACAGGCUUGGGGCAUUGACCACUUCUCUAGGAAGCCUGUUACAGUGUUUGACCAUCCUCUCAUGAAGAAACGCUUCCUAAUCCAGUUUGAACCUCCUGUGAUGCAGGUUUGAACCAUUCCUUUCUGUCCUAUCAUUGGGUCUGAGGGAGAAGCAAUCAGAACAUCCCUCUCCACUUCCCCUUCUCAGGAAGCUGCUCCGGAGAGCAGAGGUCACCCCUCAGCCUCCUUUACUCCAAACUAGACAAACCCGAAGUCCUCAGCUGCUCCUCAUAGGCAGCACACAAGGCACACAAGUAUUGUGUUCAAAGUUCAGAUUAAGUGUUAAUAUAUGACCAGAGUUCAAAUUACUAUGUGUGUAUGUGUGUAUACCAGAAGGACAACGCAGAAAACAGCAAGAGAAUUAAGUCACAGAGCAAUCCAAAGGAGAGAACUCAGAGUAAAAUGUUAUCAGGUGAAAGAUGUGUCUCCUGUUUCCUA